This is a messenger RNA of Monoraphidium neglectum, 840 nucleotides long. RefSeq lists its product as hypothetical. The record is from RefSeq and is a predicted model, not a curated record. The transcript is spliced from 4 exons. Bases 1 to 840 code for a protein of 279 amino acids. NCBI's taxonomy places the organism in Eukaryota, Viridiplantae, Chlorophyta, Chlorophyceae, Sphaeropleales, Selenastraceae.
AUGUCUGACUAUUGCCUGAAGCGCGGCAACUGCUAUGGCAUCCUACAGAGCACGGUCGCCGCGGCCGCGGAGAGGCUGCUGCCUCUAGACGCGGCCGAGCGCGCCAACAGCGCCGGCAACACCCACCUUGCCGUGGUGUACCCGGAGCCGCUGGGGCGCAAGCCGGCCGAGCAGCAGCUGGUCAGCAGCUUCGCAAACAGGUCGGACCUCAUAGAGGCGGUCAAGACGUCCAUCUACAUCCCGCUGUUCGCUGGGCCGUCGCUGACCCGAGAUAUCCUGACGAACGACAUUUUGCUGGGGGAGGCCGACAACAAGAGGCGCGCCGUCGAUGUUGCCGCAAACAUCCUCCUCGGCUCGGACCUUGCCAACACGCUCAGCGCGACCAUUCGGUCGCUGACCGGCAACGCGAGGGCGGACGUCCCAGGCGAGGCGGCGCAGAUCAAGCAGAUGGUGGGGCAGCUGAUGCGGCUCUUCACGCCUGGGGAGGACGGCGCCGACAUUUGGCCGGGGCGGCGGCACCCGUUGCCCGUCACCGAGCUGUUCUGGUCGACAUGGAUGAUGUCACCGCCGACGAUCGACUGGGCAGACAAGAUCUUUGAGCUCGGCAAGGCAGAGGCGCUAUCAUGGGCGAAAGAGGCCGGGUUUGCCGACAGUCAGGGCCAGCGGCAGCAGCAGCGGCAGCAACAGGAGAGCGGCCCUGGAUCACACAAAGCAGGCCCCGGAGCUGCCGCGGCCGCAGCCAAAGGCAGACUGGCCGGCACUGGGCUGCGCUCGAAGACGGCGCGCUCUGCCGAGGCCAGCAUCAAGUUUGGUGUGCAGGAGGGGCGGCGGCUGCACUGA